This is a messenger RNA of Grammomys surdaster, 1698 nucleotides long. RefSeq names its product InaF motif containing 1 (gene Inafm1). The transcript has a single exon. Bases 405 to 791 code for a protein of 128 amino acids. NCBI's taxonomy places the organism in Eukaryota, Metazoa, Chordata, Mammalia, Rodentia, Muridae. The record is from RefSeq and is a predicted model, not a curated record.
GGGCGGGGCUAGCGUUCAGAAGCUCUGGGGGCCUCCCGCUUCAGCAGCCUAGGAACCUUACCUCCGGAGGGCUGGGGGCUGUUAGUGUGCGGGGCUGCAGUCGGUGGAAGAAGGAAGGGGUUCUAUGAGCUCGGAGAGGGCUAGGGUAGGGAACAGGAGUCGGAGGUUGGAAUCCUGACCCAGCUAGGGCGGGAGAAGAGCGGGUGGGCGCGGCUUUGAGGGGGUGGGGCCAAGAAAUCUUUCCUUGAUAGUGGUGGGUCGGAGGCGGUAGGGGCGUGCCUAGGAUGCAGGGGCUUGGCUGAGCUGAGGGGGCGGUCUGACAGGGCGUGGUCCUGGGAGGGGCGUGGCUUGCUUGAUAUGGUCGGGGUGGGGGCGGGGUCGGUGCAGGCUGAGUGGGCAGCGCGAUGCGGGGUUCGAGCUGCGUGGGCAGUGGUGGCGAGAGCCCAGGUGGUACGGGGCUGAGCGAGGGGCCCCGCGGCCGAUGGCUGCGGCUCGCCCCUGUCUGCGCCUACUUCCUGUGUGUGUCCUUGGCCGCUGUGCUGCUUGCCGUGUACUACGGGCUCAUCUGGGUCCCCACGCGGCCGCCUGCGGGCCCUGCCGACCCCCUGCCCAGCGCUGCGGUCGCUCCGUGUGCUCGAGCAGCACCACCCGCCCCGCCUCCGGCCUCGUCCUGCUUGCCUGGGGCCUCCGGUGGGCCACGACCGAUGCCAGGACUGCCGCGGAGCCGCCGCCACGGCCGCCGCCCAGCUCCAGGAGCGACGCCGGAGACCGCUCACCGAGCUCCUGGAUAGUCUGGCCCGCCCCCACCGUGGCCUGCGUCUGUCUGACUGCACCACCGGGCCUGGCCUGCGCGGCGCCGCCUCUCUCCUGGCCGCGGUCCUGAUCCUGCCCGACCUUAUCCCACCCUGCUCCUCCCUGGGAUUCAGCGCUCAUCGGCAAUAAACUCCAGCCUCAGCUGGCUUACCUGCACUGUGGUUGUCGGCAGCGUUCGCUGGUCUCUUCUAACCCCGGGGCCGCGGGGGCCUUAAAGGCUUUUCUCUUUCAUUGCUCGCAUGUAAUUUUUUUGGUUGGAAUGGGAAAAAGCGGCUUGCCAGUUUUCGGGGCCAUUGAAGGUCAGAUACUGUAAAGGCCUUAGCAGUUUUCGGGGUGUCAUGGGCUCUCGUAUAGCGUCGGAGACAAUGGUGUGUGCUGGAAACUGCAGUUGGUGUAGUUUACAAUGGCAGGGGUAGAGGAUGUCACCAGUGUGCUAGCUUGUCCUGGCUUGGGUGGUGAUGGGACACAUUUGCUGCUUUGAAAGUGUGGAACAUAUAGCUGAACCAAAAACAAAACAAAAACUGGUCUGCAUUGCUGUUGGUGCCAUGCUGAGAAGCUGGUGUCACUUCUGAUAAAGAAGUCAUGCGAUUUAGUCCAUUUUCCCUUACCCAUGACUGUGGCUUGGCCGUAGGCAGGCCUGGGAAACCUUACUGCCCUAUUGCAAGAUGGGGUUUUCUUUAUGGUCUUCUUCCCCUUGGGCCGGACAGCAUCAGGAACCUGAGGCCUCUUGUCAGAUGGGAGUGUAUUACCUGCCCUGCUGGUCCCUUCUGUCCUACCACACCCGCCACGGGAUGAUGUAGAGCAAUGUGCUUAAACUUCUCUGGUCUUGUAAAAUGAAGACAACACAUUGUUGCUCAGAGAAUUAAACUAGUGUUCCAAACCUGA